This is a messenger RNA of Enhydra lutris kenyoni (northern sea otter), 2376 nucleotides long. Its product is annotated as transient receptor potential cation channel subfamily V member 3. Gene Ontology annotation, cellular component: membrane. Bases 1 to 2376 code for a protein of 791 amino acids. Lineage: Eukaryota; Metazoa; Chordata; Mammalia; Carnivora; Mustelidae. Gene Ontology annotation, biological process: calcium ion import across plasma membrane. Gene Ontology annotation, molecular function: calcium channel activity; protein binding. The record is from RefSeq and is a predicted model, not a curated record. The transcript is spliced from 17 exons.
AUGAAUGCCCACCCCAAGGAGAUGGUGCCCCUCAUGGGCAGAAGAGCUGCUGUCCCCAGUGGGAACCCUGCCGUCCUGCAGGAGAAGAGGCCAGCAGAGAUCACCCCCACCAAGAAGAGUGCACACUUCUUCCUGGAGAUAGAAGGGUUCGAUCCCAACCCCACUGUCUCCAAGACCUCUCCCCCCGUCUUCUCCAAGCCUAUGGAUUCCAACAUCCGGCAGUGCCUCUCUGGGAACUGUGAUGACAUGGACUCACCACAGUCUCCUCAGGACGAUGUGACAGAGACCCCGUCCAAUCCCAACAGCCCCAGUGCAAACCUGGCCAAGGAAGAGCAGAGGCGGAGGAAGAAGCGGCUGAAGCAGCGCAUCUUUGCAGCCGUGUCAGAGGGCUGCGUGGAGGAGCUGCUGGAGCUGCUGGGGGAGCUGCAGGAACUUUGCAAACGGCGUCGUGGCCUGGACGUGGCUGACUUCCUCAUGCACAAGCUGACAGCCUCUGACACGGGGAAGACCUGCCUGAUGAAGGCCUUGUUAAACAUCAACCCCAACACUAAGGAGAUUGUGCGGAUCCUGCUGGCUUUCGCGGAGGAGAAUGACAUCCUGGACAGGUUCAUCAAUGCUGCAUACACAGAGGAGGCCUACGAAGGGCAGACUGCACUGAACAUCGCCAUCGAGCGGCGGCAGGGAGACAUCACCGCGCUGCUCAUUGCGGCGGGCGCCGACGUCAACGCCCACGCCAGGGGAGUCUUCUUCAACCCCAAGUACCUGCACGAGGGCUUCUACUUUGGCGAGACCCCACUGGCUCUGGCGGCGUGUACCAACCAGCCUGAGAUUGUGCAGCUGCUGAUGGAGAAUGAGCAGACUGACAUAACCUCGCAGGACUCACGGGGAAACAACAUCCUACACGCAUUGGUGACAGUGGCUGAGGACUUCAAGACACAGAACGACUUUGUGAAGCGCAUGUACGACAUGAUCCUGCUAAGGAGCGGGACGUGGGAGCUGGAGACCAUGCACAACAAGGAUGGGCUCACGCCACUGCAGCUGGCUGCCAAGAUGGGCAAGGCUGAGAUCUUGAAGUAUAUCCUCAGUCGUGAGAUCAAGGAAAAGCCACUCCGGAGUCUGUCCAGGAAGUUCACAGACUGGGCAUACGGGCCUGUGUCGUCCUCACUCUACGACCUCACCAACGUGGACACUACGACAGACAACUCGGUGCUGGAAAUCAUCGUCUACAACACCAACCUUGAUAACCGGCAUGAGAUGCUGACCCUGGAGCCCUUGCACACGCUGCUGCAUAUGAAGUGGAAGAAGUUUGCCAAGUACAUGUUCUUCUUGUCAUUCUGCUUUUAUUUCUUCUACAACAUCACUCUGACUCUAGUCUCCUAUUACCGCCCCCGGGAAGAGGAGGCCCUCCCACACCCCUUGGCCCUGACGCACAAGAUGGGGUGGCUGCAGCUGUUAGGAAGGAUGUUCGUGCUCAUCUGGGCCAUGUGCAUUUCUGUGAAAGAGGGCAUCGCGAUCUUCCUGCUGAGACCCUCAGAUCUGCAGUCCAUUCUCUCUGAUGCCUGGUUUCACUUUGUCUUUUUUGUCCAAGCUGUGCUUGUGAUACUGUCUGUCUUCUUGUACUUGUUUGCCUACAAAGAGUACCUCGCCUGCCUCGUGCUGGCCAUGGCCUUGGGCUGGGCAAACAUGCUCUACUACACACGGGGAUUCCAGUCCAUGGGCAUGUACAGCGUCAUGAUCCAGAAGGUCAUUUUGCAUGAUGUUCUGAAGUUCUUGUUUGUAUAUAUCGUGUUCUUACUUGGAUUUGGAGUAGCCCUGGCCUCGCUGAUUGAGAAGUGUCCCAGUGACAAUAAGGACUGCAGCUCCUACGGCAGCUUCAGUGAUGCCGUUCUGGAACUCUUCAAGCUCACCAUUGGUUUGGGUGACCUGAACAUACAGCAGAACUCCAAGUACCCCAUCCUCUUUCUGUUCCUGCUUAUCACUUACGUCAUCCUCACCUUCGUCCUCCUUCUCAACAUGCUCAUCGCCCUGAUGGGAGAAACCGUGGAGAAUGUCUCCAAGGAGAGUGAGCGCAUCUGGCGUCUACAGAGAGCCAGGACAAUUUUGGAGUUUGAGAAGAUGUUACCAGAAUGGCUGAGGAGCAGAUUCCGGAUGGGAGAGCUAUGUAAAGUAGCAGAGGAAGAUUUCCGGCUGUGUUUGCGGAUCAAUGAGGUGAAGUGGACUGAAUGGAAAACACACGUCUCCUUCCUCAACGAAGACCCGGGGCCCGUGAGACGGACAGCAGAUUUCAGCAAAAUCCAAGAUUCUUCCAGAAGCAACAGCAAAACUACCCUCAACGCAUUUGAUGAAAUAGAUGAGUUUCCGGAAACUUCGGUGUAG